AUGUUUUCUUUGCUUGUGAUCUUGUUAUCCCUGCUUUCGCUUACUCGGUGCUACGGUGCUCCUGCCGAACAACAGGAAACUAGGGUAGUGGGAGGCACGGAAGCUGCGGACGGCGAGUUCCCUUUCGUGGUUGCUUACAUUCAUUACGACGUGCUCCAGUGCACAGCCACAAUCAUCAAUGAAAAGUGGGUGCUGAUCGCGGCUCACUGUGUGGACGGGAGCAACAUUCCAGCCAUGACCAUUCACGCUGGUUCCAACAAUGCAAGUGAUGACACGGGUGUACGAGUUGACGUUGGAAGACGGUUUGUUCACGAGAGUUUCGAUGACAUGGCUCUUACGAACGACAUCGCUCUUCUAGAGCUGAAGCAGCCCCUGACGUUCAACUCCAAAAUACAAGCGGCCACGUUACCAGCGUCUCAGCAGCAGACAACGGCUGGAACAACGGCCACUCUGGUCGGAUGGGGAGCCACAGAGACGUCGUCAUCGUCUACCGUAGAUAAACUGCGGAAGGUUGACAUACCAGUAUGGUCGGACGAGGAAUGUAAAGCAGCGUACGAAAACUACGGAGUUUUGCGGGAGAACAACAUUUGCGCAGGAACCACUGGCAAAGGCCAAUGCAACGGAGAUUCAGGAGGUCCCCUCAUAGCAAAUGGCCAGCAGAUCGGAAUAGUCUCAUGGUCUGAGAAACCCUGCGCCUCCGAAGGUUUGCCUGGAGUCUUCACAGAAGUUUCGUACUUCAUCGAUUGGAUCAGCGAGCAUAUAUCCACCAAGUAA
Messenger RNA from Schistocerca cancellata (South American locust), 774 nucleotides. Its product is annotated as brachyurin-like. Gene Ontology annotation, biological process: proteolysis. Bases 1 to 774 code for a protein of 257 amino acids. Lineage: Eukaryota; Metazoa; Arthropoda; Insecta; Orthoptera; Acrididae. The record is from RefSeq and is a predicted model, not a curated record. Gene Ontology annotation, molecular function: serine-type endopeptidase activity. The transcript is spliced from 7 exons.